This is a messenger RNA of Zeugodacus cucurbitae (melon fly), 1825 nucleotides long. RefSeq lists its product as uncharacterized. NCBI's taxonomy places the organism in Eukaryota, Metazoa, Arthropoda, Insecta, Diptera, Tephritidae. Gene Ontology annotation, molecular function: nucleosome binding; DNA binding. Gene Ontology annotation, cellular component: nucleus. The transcript is spliced from 4 exons. The record is from RefSeq and is a predicted model, not a curated record. Bases 84 to 1724 code for a protein of 546 amino acids.
UAGUCUUGCACUAAACUCACAUGAGUGAUGUAAAAUUUACAUCUCAAGACACAUAUUAUAGCAAGUGAUAAAAAGUGAACGAAAUGGUAAUUCAACGCAGUUGGAAAAUUUUAAGCGAUGCUGGUUCGUCUUCAGCUUCUUCAACGGAGGCUAACCGAUCACCUGGUGGUGGCAUGCAAUCAUCUUCCGACGACUCUAACUGUUCCAAUCAAACUACACACUCAAUGGUUACAAGCAUAGCGAGUCCCCCAACAAUGAAAUUGGAAGGCCAAGUGACACAAGCAGUACAACAAUCGGUUGCGCCAACAUUGGCCAGUGUUAGUGUUAUAAAUAUAUCCAACACCAUUUCCAACGAUUCCACGAAAUAUGUGACCACACCUCAUAUGGCUGAAACAAUGUUACAAAGGCUGAGGCAACGUUUAAGCUGCCCCGUACAGGUCAGUGGCACAGGAGCAACUGCUGAAUCUGCUAUGCGCUCUUUGGAAUUGCUACGCAUUAGUAUUCAACAAUCUUUUGACCAUGAAAUAGAUGCCAUAAUUAAACAUUACAUGGAGACAUAUUUUAAACCAGCAUUUAAGAACAUAAAGGAGAAUUUAGGUCAAAACGUUGUUUCAGAGGAGAUUCUCCAGAAGAUGUCUUGUGCAUUACUGGAGAACGCUAAGGCACAGUAUAAUCCGUACCGCACUUUAAAACAGCCGCUUGCGUGUGUUUCUGUUAGUACCAAAAAUAUUACGCCACAAUAUCCCGUUGGAGAGACAACCAGUUUGCGUUUCGCAGUCAGACGUCCGCCACCAAAACAUGUGGAAUUUAGUGAGUUACCUGCCAAAAAGCAACUAACAGUAGCCUCCCAACAGCAGAUGCAGACAAUCAAUUCAAGUGGUGCCUCUAAUAUGCCAGAAUGCACAGGAAAUGGAAAAACAAUUCUUAAUUCAUCUUCAAAUCAACAGAGACAAGUACAGGCACCAGGUUCCUCAACUCUUCCUGCUACGCCUGUGCGAAGACAAAUAUUUUGGAACACCGCACAUAUCUCAGUAACAACUAAAUUUGUGUUAGAUGUGCAGGCUAAUCAAGCUUUUGGUUUUGGCACAGACGGUAAAGAGCGUUUGGCAAGCAAGCACCCAGAAUUAAUACGUUACUUACCUGAUAAUGAAGAUCGUGACUGGUUAAGUUCUCAAAACGUUAUAGCGGCACAAAAUCGUAAUUCGCGCUUUCUAUUUUUAAUAUACGAAGAAGUGUGCCGAUUAAAACAAACACACGAAUUAUAUCGCACAAAAACUAAUAUUGAUAUUAGUAUUAUGAAUACUUUCACGGUGCCCGAAUUUAUGAUUCAAAAAAUGAAGCUGUUCUUUGUAGAUCUCAACAUAAAGAGCCGAGGUUUGAUUACAAACUCUUUUUCGGUUGGUGCCGGCACACAGGGCAAUAGUCACUUGCGAAACGCUUUGCUACAAGGCAUUGUCGCACAGAGCAACAACAGUGCUAGUAUUAGAACAAUGAGCUCAACCAAUACAGCAAUCACACCUUCACCGAUUAACACUUUUAUUAAAAACAAUAAAAAUAAUGCAAAUACUGGAAGUAGCAAUGUAGCCACCAGCUCCAGUGAUACAAAUCCUCUUACAAAGCCUAGCACGUUAAGCUCAUCGCAUGCAACACUCACAGCUUUGCUUAAUAACUCGUCGAAUCCACCUUCCCAAGACAAAAAUGUCGUAGUUAAUAUACGCAAAUAAAUAUCUGAGAUCUGUUUACAAUAGCAAUGUAGUUAUAUUAUAUUGUCCAUAAAUCUGAAGUACAUAUAUUCAAUGUAUAAUAAAUAGUGCGUUAAAAAGCA